AUUUCCUUACCUUUCUUUUGCCUUCCCUCGAUCAUUUCUCCACUCACACACACACACACACACACUGUGCAAAAUGGCAGCCACUUCAUGUUUCCAUGCACUCUCAGCAACCCCAGCCAGAUCAUCAGCAAACUCGCCUAAACCCAUAAUCAAACCCAACCAACUCAUUGUUCGUUGCACCCAACAGAAACGUGAAGAUGUUGCGUCCACCGAUGCUUCCAUAUCCCGUAGGCUGGCUUUAACUGUUCUCAUUGGUGCUGCAGCCGUUGGUACUAAAGUUUCUCCGGCUGAUGCUGCUUAUGGUGAAGCUGCAAAUGUGUUUGGGAAGCAAAAGUCAACGGAAUUCUCGCAGUAUGAUGGUCCAGGAUUCAAGCUGUCGAUACCAGCCAAGUGGAACCCCAGCAAAGAGGUGGAGUUCCCUGGUCAGGUGCUUAGAUACGAAGACAACUUUGACACCACCAGCAACCUUUCCGUUAUGGUUACCCCUACCGAUAAGAAAUCCAUCACCGACUUUGGUGCCCCCGAGGAUUUCCUCUCCAAGGUCGAUUACUUGCUUGGGAAGCAAGCUUACUUUGGAAAGACCGCAUCAGAGGGAGGAUUUGAACAAGAUGCGGUAGCAACAGCAAACAUAUUGGAGGUUUCAACACCGGUGGUUGGUGGGAAACAAUACUACUAUGUGUCAGUGUUAACAAGGACUGCUGAUGGAGACGAAGGCGGCAAGCAUCAACUGAUCAGCGCGACCGUUUCUGAUGGAAAACUUUACAUCUGCAAGGCCCAAGCAGGCGACAAGAGAUGGUUUAAGGGAGCAAAGAAAUUUGUUGAGGGAACAACAUCUUCAUUCAGUGUAGCUUAAUCAAAUUUUAUGAGCUUUGUGUAAUUACUACUAGUACGUAUAAUUAAUCGCCACGCUCAACAUCGAGUAUGGUGUUUCCUACGUAUUCAUCAUCCAUCAGAGACGACGUUUGUGUUUUUGAUUGAUCUCAAGUGAUUGUGGAUAUAAAUUGUCUUAAGAUUGAUCAAUAUAAGGUUUCACCCCCCCUUUUGCAUAA
Molecule: messenger RNA, 1049 nt
Organism: Erigeron canadensis
Lineage: Eukaryota; Viridiplantae; Streptophyta; Magnoliopsida; Asterales; Asteraceae
Product: oxygen-evolving enhancer protein 2, chloroplastic
Exons: 4
Coding region: 74-853 (259 amino acids)
Biological process (GO): photosynthesis
Cellular component (GO): extrinsic component of membrane; photosystem II oxygen evolving complex; photosystem II
Molecular function (GO): calcium ion binding
Source: RefSeq, a predicted model, not a curated record